GCCUGCAAAGCCUCUCACUGCCCCUAGCCAGAGUCAAGGGCUUCCUCUCGCCCUGGUAUUUCCUGGGAGCUCCUGGGGCAGAAGAAGUGCUAGCCUUGGGGGCACACCUAACAGCUUGGGGACCACAAAGGCAAAGGAAACCGCCUUCCGCUCCCAUCUCCUCCUCCACACCCCUUGGUUUUCAAGCACCCAUCUCCACCAUAGGGUGGUGCCAUAGCGUCAUCUGCUCUGACCCCUGUACCUGUUCCAGAGUCACCAGCUUGCCAUCCCAUUUUCCAGUGAAGAUCCAGGAAUCCCCAUUCCAGAACCCGCCCACCAUCCCCACCUGCUGCAGCUGAGACCCCAGAGCCCCUGUUAUCACCUGGGACCCUGAAAAAGUCCCAACUCCUGCUCAUGCCCGUUGCUUUGGAAAUGAUCCUGCUUCUCCUCCUCUUCGGGAGCAUGGGGGCAGAAAACCUGACUGAAGUGUCUCCAAGAAGCUCUCCUUUGUGGACAUCUAAAGCCACAAUAGCCUCUCUUUCUUCGGUCUCUGAGACCCUACCUUUCAACUUAGUGACAACCAGUCUUACAACAAACAAGGUCUCUAAGAUGAGUGAUAACCCUGAGCACCAGAUCUUACCGCCUUCCUCGAUUCCCUAUAUAGCCAAUGUGGUGUCCUCUCCUGAAACUUCCCCCACUGCCAGCAGGGGCAGUCCUGUAUCUGAGUCAACAAUCUCCCAGGAAGAUUCAAUCAAGUCAAUAAAGCCCAUGGAAAUCUCUGAUGCCCCCAGCACAACUGGUGUCUCAGUAAUGAAACCUACAGGAUUCCCUACUAUGACUAGUGAAACCAUGGCAACUAGCCCUCUGGAGACCUCCAAUGGGACCAGUGGAACUAGCCCUCUGGAGACCUCCAGUGCGACCAGCAAAGUCCUAUUAACUAUGGCAACUAACUCUCUGGAGAUCUCUGGUGGGACCAGUAGACCUCCUGUCACCAUGGCAACAAGCUCUCUGGAGACCGCCAGUGGGACCAGCAAAGUCCUGUUAACUAUGGCAACUAGCUCUCUGGAGCUCUCUGGUGGGACCAGUAGACCUCCUGUCACCAUGGCAACAAGCUCUCUGGAGACCGCCAGUGGGACCAGCAAAGUCCUGUUAACUAUGGCAACUAGCUCUCUGGAGCUCUCUGGUGGGACCAGUAGACCUCCUGUCACCAUGGCAACAAGCUCUCUGGAGACCUCCAGUGGGACCAGGGAACCCCUUGUCACCACGGCAACUAGCUCUGUGAAGACCAUCAGUAUGACCAGUGGAUCCCCUGUCAUCAUGAAAACUAGCUCUCCUAAGACCUCCAAGGGGACCAGUGGACUCCUGAGCACCAUGCCAGCUACCUCUCUCAAGACUCCCAUGGGGACCAGUGGCUCCACUAGCCAUGAAGUAACAACAUUCAGCCCCAAUACCUCCACAAACAUAAGCAGGAGGGACAAACUAAUUCCAGCUCAGGGGACAAAAGGCACCUUGCUGGUGGCUGUGCUUGUGGCCCUGCUGGUGGUCGUUGUCCUCGUGGCCUUAAUCCUGUUGUGGCUCCGGCGGCAGAAGCGGAAGACAGGAGUCCUGACACUGGGCAGCAGUUGGAAACGCAAUGGGGCGGUAGAUGCCUGGGCUGGGGUCGCCCAGGUGCCUGAUGAGGAGGCCAUGACAGCCACAGAGGGAGCGUCUGGGGGGAACAACGACUCUGAUGGCCCCCACAGGGAGGGGUCUGGCCAGCGACCCACACUCACCACUUUCUUUGGUAGACGGAAGUCUCGCCAGGGCUCCAUGGCGCUGGAGGAGCUAAAGGCAGGGCCAGCCUCCAGCUUAAAGGGGGAAGAGGAGCCGCUGGUGUGCAACGAGGAUGAGGGUGCAGAGGCCCCUACUUCUAAUGGGCCAGAAGCGAGAGAGGUGAAGACCCCUUAAUGCUCGAGAAUCUCAAGACUGGAGUAGAACCAUUCCCGCUUUUAUCACCUUCCCUCCCAUCAUCACCAAGAGCUUGAUAUCCAACCUCCUCAUCCAUCACCCAGCAUUUUCACCCAGCACUCUUUGGAUUUUAACACAGCAUCUUCACCCUUAAUCUUCAUUCAGCUUCUUAACCCUGGCUCUUCUAGCCAGCAUCCACACCCAGCAUCCACCCCCAGCACCUAGACCAGGGCCUACACCCACUGAACACUUGCAGAUGGAACGAAUGAAACUUCCUCAUCAACACCUACUUCUCCCCAUCACAUUUUCUCCACAUUUUGGUCCUUGAAACUAGCCGCUGAGUCUCUGGAAACGCCAGACUUCCUGGAUUGGUGAUUUCUCAGCAGAUUCCCCACAGAUAUCAGAGUCUGGGAAGAAGGAAUUGGCAACCCAGCAAGCUCCCACUUCAGGAUUACUCUGGAAAGUACAUUUGGCCCCAUGGAUUAGAUCAUUUGUACCGGAUUAGCCCAUGAACUGCCUGUAACUCUGGGUGCCAGUGGUCUGUGCCAGGCCAGCCCAGAGCAUGGGCUGGGUGGUGUCACCUCGGGGUGCUUUCAGUGUAUCUAUGAUGGCUCCAGACCCCUAGACUGGCCCACGGUCCCAGCUGCCACACUCCCCCCACCUCUGGACGGAGGCGGCCAGAGGCUUCGGUUGUUUCUCCUCCCAAGAGCAGAGGUGAGAAGUUUCUGGGCAGGUGUAGUUCUUAGAAGUCUUGGUGUCUGCGUGGGUCCACUCAUGCAUGCGGUUUGUGUGCAGGAGGCGAGGACUUGGUGAUGUUUGUGACGGACAGUGGGGAGUAGUACAGACAGUGUGAGGGAGGGGGCAGGAAGGGCUGCGGAGGCUGGGGAGAUGCCACCCUGAGGAGGUGCUGAGAGGCACCCUUGUCUUUGCUCAGAUGGGUGGAGGUGGAAGAUUUAAUUCUGUCUGUGGCCUGGCUUGCGAGAAAGACUGCAUGUGUGACUGAGUGUCGUUCUUCAACUCAGCCUCAAAGUACCCUGUAACCCCUACCCCUAUCCCCUCUUCCCCUCCCCCACCCCUCCAGCCACACCCUCCCCCACUUCCCACCCCCCCACUCUUUCAUCCAUCAUCCCCUCCCCUCCCCCCAUCACCCCGCCAAUGCACACACUGAGUCCCAGGACUCGCUGAUGCUGUUACCCGUUUAAUUGUGAGAGAGGGAGCUGUGACAGGUCCCAGAAUCAGGAGCAUCCCUGUGGCUCUGGGAUGGAGAAAAGGGGACAAGACCCAGCUGCACUAUCUCUGAGACCAUUCCAGGCCAGUGCCCUGGGCACCACGUGGACCCAGAGGCCGUUGGUAUUUCCCCAGAACAAAGAGGAUUUGCAAAGAGGAAGUUGUUGAGUUAAGAGGAGCAGUGACCAAGAGCAGACGUACUGACCUACAAAAGGAGAGGCCAAGAGACACCAUGGUGGUGUGAGUGCCAGGUGGUUUGGAUCAGAGGGGAUGUGGGAGACAGGGAAAGGGCUGGGUCAGUCAGUUCAUGGGAGGGUGGGGGAGAGAUGGGGAGAGAAGUGGCAGAAAGUGGCCAGGGACCCACCCAGAAUUGUGCCACCCACACCUGGGCAAGCGGGGGUGGAAAUCUAAGUCUUCCCCACACUUGUCUGGGUGCCUUUUUUUUUUUUUUGGCCAUGCCAUGCAAGCAGGAGGGAUCUUAGUUCCCCAACCAAGUAUGGAACCCACACCCUUUGUCAAAUAAAUAAA
Molecule: messenger RNA, 3681 nt
Organism: Bubalus bubalis (water buffalo)
Lineage: Eukaryota; Metazoa; Chordata; Mammalia; Artiodactyla; Bovidae
Gene: SPN
Product: sialophorin
Exons: 2
Coding region: 394-1926 (510 amino acids)
Biological process (GO): type II interferon production; defense response to bacterium; regulation of T cell migration
Cellular component (GO): external side of plasma membrane
Molecular function (GO): heat shock protein binding; transmembrane signaling receptor activity
Source: RefSeq, a predicted model, not a curated record